AUGGCAUUCAAGCUUGUCAUAUAAUUAUAACUUAGUGGUGGUAGUAGGGGGCUGAUGAGUAAGCUACUGGAGAGGCAUGGACUACAGGGGCGGACUGGUACGCAACAGGGGCUGCGUAUUUGGCGAUGGGAGCAGCAUACGCAACUGGGGCAGAGUGGUAUGCUACGGGGGCGACCACUUUAGCAACAGGGGCAAUCACCUUGGCGACGGGAGCAACAACCUUGGCGACAUGUCCGAGGGCUUCCUUGUGUACAACAGCGUUGAAACCGUUGUGGGGGUCAGCAGUGUACUCAACAGUGCGCUUGGUACCGUCAGGGUCUACCACGGAGUAGGAGCCGUGCACAACAUCACCAUCACGAGUCUCGUGCUGGCUCUUGGAGUCACCGGUGUGUCCGUCUUGUACAUCAUAAGAGAAGCUGUACUGGGGGUUGGUGUCAUAGGCCUCAACCUUGGCAACAGGGGCAGCGUAUGCCACGGGGGCAGCAAUUUUGGCCACGGGAGCGGCGGCGUAGUAUGCAGGAGCGGCUUGCACAGCGUGGCUGGUGUAGGCGAGGGGAGCCGAGUAGGACACUUGAGCAGCUGGUAGAAGGCCAGCGCUCGCCACAGCCAUCAGGCAAGACAGGGCGACAAACUUGAAUGCCAUUUUCGGUAGUGGUAAUGUUCAACAGAG
Molecule: messenger RNA, 670 nt
Organism: Spodoptera exigua (beet armyworm)
Lineage: Eukaryota; Metazoa; Arthropoda; Insecta; Lepidoptera; Noctuidae
Source: the annotation of a GenBank genome assembly